AUGGUGUGGGAUCGAGCACUUGGCUAUCACUACAUUCCACUGCCUGGAGUUUCUUAUGCAAAUGAGGACGGUUGCGGACAAUGGGUAAGUCUGGAUUCCGAGUUGGAAAUGAGAGGUGGCGAGGUAGUAGGCACGAAAUCACCAACUGGUCAUUCACUUCUUAUCGCCUGUCGCUUCGAGCAGCCCUUUGAUCCAGAGAAUACAGCAGCAGCAGAUUUGCAAAGGAAACUCGAGAUGUUGAACAGUACAAUGGACCAAGAGACACGAGCAGAACAAGCAAGGAGACAAACACUCUACAAUAUAGGCCACUCGGGUUAUUCGGAAGAUUCAGACUACACUUCAGACUUGAAUUAUCCCGUGGGAGGACAAGGUGCCAACAGCUCAGCUUCACAGUUCAGAACAGCUGCUAAUCAACUGGCAACCCCCCAACGGUCAUUAGAGACCUCAAGAGAAAAUAGUUAUGAGAGAGAUGAUCAACAAAUCUCUGGUGGUGGAAGAUUGACGGCGGGUAAUUAUGCAAAUUAUGGAAGCAGAGGACAUAGUCCUCGUUAUGAUGAACCAUAUCCUGGUGAAAGUAUACCCCAAAGGUACAGUCAACAGAAUGCUGAAUCUUCCGAACCACUUUCUUAUAACAGUCGUCCCCGAGGUUACAAGGAAUACAGUCAAGAUGGAUGGUACAGUGAGGGGUACGAUUAUCCUAGUAGUAGAAUUGAUGACACAAGAAUAUACAGUGAUACGGAGUAUUAUCCAAGUACAACUGGCUUGAAACGAAGAGGUACAAACUUGGGGCCACAUAGAAAACCUUCGCUAGAAAGGCAAACAACUUUGUAUGAUGAGCAUCAUUAUAACUCUGAUUUUAAUAACGAUCUACGGAUAAAGAAAAUGAAUGCGGUUUAUCCAGAGUGUCAAACAGAUAUUAUUCAUAAUGAUUAUUACAAUACCGGAUAUAUGUAUCACGAUGAAAGGUAUGGACAAGAUGAUGAAGAUCGUCAGUGGGACAGUGGAGGAAAAUGGUACUUAGGAUCAAGUACAUAUUAUGAGAAUAAGAGAAAUCGUAAGACUUUACCCCAAAGACCUGCAUCAAGUAUCGGUAUUCAUCGACCUAAUUACCGGCCAACUGUUACUAGGCAACGUAGUUAUGAAUCUGAAGAGCUUGAUUACAGUGGGACAUCGCGGAGACGGAAGAAUCAACGACUGUCUCGUCAAGAAGGAACAGGAAAGAAAUUACCACCGACUCCAACAAAGCCAAGUAACGUAAUCCUAAAUCGCAAACCAGUAUCUCUUCCAGCAACGCCAGGACGUCAACUGCCACGCACACAAACUCCAACAGAGGAGAGUUAUUACAAGCAGGAUUACAAUGAAGACUAUAAUUACGCAUACCGUAGUAGUCAGGAUAAUUUACCACACGAUGGUUACCUUGACGAAAAUGUAUACGGAAGUCAAAAGGAAUCAGCUGAACCUUACAACAAUUAUUACAAAAAUCAAAAAGAGACAACAGACUCUUAUAGCAAUUAUUACAAUGGUAGCAGUCAAGAUAAUCAAUAUGUAUCAAAUUAUGCGACUCAGGAUCAAUAUUCAACUAAUUAUACAUCAAAAACAGUGGACUAUUAUACGAAUGAAAGUUAUCAAGAUGCUUAUCCAGUAGUAAGUCAAUCAGUAUAUCCAGAAAAUACGUAUUCUUAUCAAGAAAAUACAUAUCCAGAAGUGACUAAAGGAGUAGAGUAUGAAGGGUCAAAAAUAAUCGAAGACAAUUAUCAGCCCUAUGAUGAUCAAUCAUACAAGGAUGACAGCUAUCAUCAAGAAUCUUACAAGGAAGACAAUAAUACCACAGUCCAAUAUGAUAGCACAGUCAAAUAUAAUAACACAGUUCAGUAUAAUGAUUCAGUUCAGUACGAUAAUUCAGCACAGUAUGAUGAUACAGUUCAAUAUGAUAACACAGUACAGUAUAAUAACACAGUCCAAUAUGAUAACUAUGAUUACACAGCAGUUUCUACAGCUUUAGACAAUAAUUACGGUUCUAAUUACCAGGAACCUUAUGUUAAUUCUAUCCAGGAGGUUCCAGAGUUGACUGUAAGUACUCCAAAGGGUAAAACUACCACUAAUGGAUACCAAUCUGAGUCUGAAUAUUAUUAUCCAAGUGCAGAAGACGAUUUAAUAGCACCAUCUGUACGUAAAAAAGCUGAUAAAAGAGACAUAAGUCCUCUUCUUCAGCAACAUACUGACUCUCUUGAGUCUAAAGAUGAUGAACUCAAGGACUCAUUUGAUACUGCCGUCAGCUCAAUUGCUAGUAAUCAGGUUUCCAAGGCCUUUGAUCAGUAUUCUGUUGAAGAACCUAGCCCUAUCACUGCUACUAGUGUUGACUCUACUACUGAUGAUGUUAUCCAGGGGUCUAGUAUUACCACUACUGCUGUUGUUCAUUCUACCACUGUUGUUAAUGGUAAAAGACCUCUCGCCAGGUCUGAAUCUUAUGUCGAAGAGGUUGUUGAUGAUGAAGAAUAUCCUGAAAUUUUGCCACAAGAAGUUCAGAGAAAGGAUUCUCAGCUUUCGCAUCAAAGCCAAGCUAGUCAAAGAUCUAAUCAGAAACCUAAACUUAGCAGAGGUGAUUCCUAUGUUUCGGAUCACUUCGAUGAUGAAGUGCCCGGUAGAAGAGAAUCCUUUGUUCAGAGACAGGACUCUUAUGGGUCAGAAACUCAAGAUAGCUUUAAACCUUCCUUGAGUAGAGCUGAUUCUUAUCAACAGAGAGAAUUCUCACGUUCUUCUGGUGGAUAUGGGCAGAAUUUUACUGCUCCCCAACCGAUCUCCAGGGCAGAGAGCUAUCAAAGAGGAUAUUUUAAGGAUCAAGAAUCAAUUGAUGAAACUGAAAUCGUGCUCAGUAAUGCUAUCAAUGGAGAAUAUAAAAUGAGCGAUGAAACUCUUGAAAGGUAUGAGAGAGGUGAGGAAGCUUUGACUCGAGCUUCAAGAGAAAAUUCUCUUGUAGAGCCUUAUAAAACAUCACCUCCACUAUCCAGAUCUGCUAGUCCUCGAGGAAGCAUCACCAAGCAAACAUCGUUGGAUGAAAGUGUACAGAUGGACACACCACCAAGAAGUCCUCCAGAACCACCACCAGAUGAGGAACUGUUGGAGAUGGUUGGCGUUCAACCGGUACCAACUCAACUCAAGGAACGACCUGAGAUGACGGCGAAACAACGGUGGCAUUGGGCCUACAAUAAAAUCAUCAUGCAGCUAAACGUCAAGGGUGUCUGCGAGAGUUUUGUUACUAUUUUUUUCAUAUUCAACGCGUGGAAGUACAUAGAAAUACCCCAUGAAGGAACUGCCAAAGUUGACGAUCGAGUGAACUUUGGCCCAACACUGGGUUGCCCAACUUUGGCUAAACGGAGUUCAUUCAAGGUUGGAUUAAGUUAG
This is a messenger RNA of Chelonus insularis, 3402 nucleotides long. RefSeq lists its product as uncharacterized. Lineage: Eukaryota; Metazoa; Arthropoda; Insecta; Hymenoptera; Braconidae. The record is from RefSeq and is a predicted model, not a curated record. Gene Ontology annotation, biological process: presynaptic dense core vesicle exocytosis; synaptic transmission, glutamatergic; neuromuscular junction development. Gene Ontology annotation, cellular component: presynaptic membrane; terminal bouton; plasma membrane. Bases 1 to 3402 code for a protein of 1133 amino acids. The transcript is spliced from 12 exons. Gene Ontology annotation, molecular function: syntaxin-1 binding; calmodulin binding; diacylglycerol binding.